GCUCAUUAAUAGGCGAGUGGUGUGCUGGGCUAAGAGAGGCAACGGAGUCACCGGUAUCUGUUGGGAUUCGCUGUGCGAGACCGCAGAUGCCUGGUCCAUCCUGAAGUGAAUGUCUUGAGGCAAUCACAUCCGCACCCGGCGAAACCCGAUUGUUUCGUUAGGCCCCUGUUCACCACAUCUACAUGGCGUCUCUCUUGGAAUGUGAUGUCCCUUUCGAGACGUGGCUGACCAUCCGCAGCGUUCGAUCUCGUAACACGAUGCCCUCCGGACUAUACGCAUCAUCCCUUCAUCUCCCACGCAUACUCUGCCUCCAUGGCGGUGGGACUAACGCGCGGAUCUUUCGCCAGCAAUGCAGAGUACUGAGGAAAUCGCUCGAUGACAAAUUCCGCUUUGUAUUUGCCGAUGCGCCGUUUAUUUGCUCACGACCCGGUCCAGACGUGACGUCGGUUUAUGCCAGCCAGGGACCAUUCCGAUCAUGGCUGCCGAUGUUCGAAGAUGAGCCCUACCGAGCACCCGAGGAAGUGGUCGAAGCUGUCGAUGCAGCGUUAAUUACAGCCAUGUGCGUCGAUGACUUGUGUGGUGCGACAGGAGAAUGGACAGCAAUUCUCGGUUUCAGCCAAGGAGCAAAGCUGGCCGCGAGCCUACUGUUCGCCCAGCAGAAAGUCGAAGGAAACGGAUCACUUGCGAAUGGUCUACCCGAAUUCCGCUUCGCAGUGCUGCUUGCCGGGCGAGGCCCGUUGGUCUGGCUGUAUCCUGACAUCACGAUGCCGAAAGGCUGUGUGGAUGCGGCUGCUCUUUCCACCUCUACCGACAUGCCUGACUGUACGAGGUGGUUUGAAUCUCUGGCUAUGACUCUCGACGUCACGCGUGGUGCGAUGCAAGCCCGAUCGGGAAUCGGUUUCGACCGAUCUACAAGUCAAGAAGCUAAAGGCUUGGAUAUCGCACUGGUUGGAGGCGGCAUUGUCGGCUUGAUCCUCGCUGCAGGUUUAAUCCGCCGUGGUGUGAAUGUCCAGGUCUACGAACAGAGUCGGGGAUUUCGAGAGAUCGGCGCCGGGAUCGCCUUCACAGCGAAUGCUAUCAAAUGCAUGGAAAUAAUCGAUCCCAAUAUCGUGCUGGCAUUGAGGUCUGGAGGCUCCGUCUCGACCUCCAACGACGUCGACGACCCCAAUGACUACUUACGAUGGAUCGACGGAUACAAUCAGCAUGACCCGUCGAACGAACUCGAACAAAGGCUCUUGUUCAAGCUCGAUGCCGGAUACAAGGGCUUUGAGGGGACCAGACGUGAUCAGUUCCUCGAGAACCUCGUGAAGAUCAUACCAGCCGGUAUCGUUCACUUCAACAAACGCCUAGAGACCAUGCAGAGUGUAGGGUCGGAAGGGCGAGUCGUCCUGUCUUUCACCGACGGAACAGUCACUCAAGCAGAUGCAGUCAUCGGGACGGAUGGUAUCAAGUCUCAAGUCCGGAAAAGCCUCUUCGGAAAAGAUGACCCGGCUUCAGACCCACAGUAUACACACAAAUGCGCCUACCGUGCUCUUGUCCCGAUGGGCGAGGCGGAAAAGGCCUUAGGCGUCUAUAAGGCACGGAACCAGCAUAUGCAUGUCGGACCUCUCGCCCAUCUCAUGCACUAUCCGGUUGCGAAUGGUGCCCUGAUCAACGUGACGUGCUUCAUCACGGACCCGAAAGAAUGGCCAAAGGACCUGCACACGACGCAACGCGGCUCGCGUAAGGACGUCGAAGAAGCCUUCAGCAAGUGGUGUGCGCCCGUCCGCAACAUCAUCAAGCAAUUCCCCGAAGAGCUCGAAAAAUGGGCAGUCUUCGACAUGUGGGAAUAUCCCGCACCGUUCUACAACAAAGGGAAGGUAUGCCUCGCCGGAGACGCAGCACAUGCUUCAAGUCCGCACCACGGAGCAGGCGCUUGCUCGGGUGUCGAAGAUGUCCUAUGUCUGGUUUCACUCAUAGAAGAGUGCCUUGCUCAUCAAUCUGACGUCGGUACGUCCAUACCAAAAGGACGAGCCAUCGAGCUCGCCUUCCAAACUUACGAUAGCAUCCGACGAUCUCGGAGUCAGUGGCUGGUGAACAGCAGUAGAAGGGUGUGCGAUCUGUACCAUCAGCCGGAGUGGGCUGAACCCAAGAAAUGGGUCAAGGCGAAGACGUGUUUCGAGGAGAUCAAAGACCGAUCGCACAAGAUCUGGCACUUUGAUCAUGCGGAUAUGGUUGUUCGCGCCAUAUCGGACUAUCGCAAACGAGCGGGUUACGAAUGAGGACACUGUGGGGACUUCCCGAUCAUGAAGUCAUGGAUUGCCCCGCAAGGACAAAUGUUGGAGUAAGGC
Messenger RNA from Dissoconium aciculare CBS 342.82, 2330 nucleotides. RefSeq names its product monooxygenase. The coding region runs from base 183 to 2261 and encodes 692 amino acids. Lineage: Eukaryota; Fungi; Ascomycota; Dothideomycetes; Mycosphaerellales; Dissoconiaceae. The record is from RefSeq and is a predicted model, not a curated record. Gene Ontology annotation, biological process: secondary metabolite biosynthetic process. The transcript has 6 exons. Gene Ontology annotation, molecular function: FAD binding.